GUUUUAUUAAUAAUAAUUUCAAAAGUUUAAUAUAAAUUAAAACAAAUCGUUUAAAUAAGCAAUGAAAUCAAUAAUACUAUUAGUUAUAACUUUAGCGGCGGUUGUAUUGACGACAAACGCUUGGGACGAGUCGGAGAUCACUGGUUACCACUUUCACACCUAUUUCUUUCAAAACAACAAAAACAGUUAUCAAAGAGCUUUGCUUUUUAGGCGUCAGGUUCACGAGGAGAUUGAGCGUGGUGUUUUGAAGGGAUGUCGUGUGAACCACUUCAAUGUGGUGCCGACGGGUCCGCAUCCGAUCGGCAGUUUCGAGACCUGUUGUAACUCAAGCUCUCUAUCGCACGGCAUGUCGUGGUUUAUGUUGAACAGAGGCAACCAAUCGGUACUGUUUCACCCGUUGACCCGAUACGAGAUCAUCGAUCACACCGAUCGGGUCAUGUUUCUCGGCUCUCCCCUAUUCAUAGACCUCACGCCUCUGGAGGCCGAUCGCCACGAGGCCGACACUUGCGAUCCCAUACCCUAUGUCGAGCCCACACCUCAACCCCACGAACAAUAACGCUAGUAUUGUGUGAACUAUUGUUGUAAUCAUAACUGCGAUCAUAAAUAAAUUUUAUUUAAGAAAUGACAA
Medioppia subpectinata is the source of this 628-nucleotide messenger RNA. The record is from the annotation of a GenBank genome assembly. NCBI's taxonomy places the organism in Eukaryota, Metazoa, Arthropoda, Arachnida, Sarcoptiformes, Oppiidae.